Messenger RNA from Lates calcarifer (barramundi perch), 2006 nucleotides. RefSeq names its product collagen alpha-3(VI) chain-like. The transcript has 2 exons. NCBI's taxonomy places the organism in Eukaryota, Metazoa, Chordata, Actinopteri, Centropomidae. The coding region runs from base 479 to 1675 and encodes 398 amino acids. The record is from RefSeq and is a predicted model, not a curated record.
CCAGUACCGCUCUAUCUGUGUCUGAAUUCACUGACCUGCCCAGUGUCCAACAGCAGCUCCAGUCCUCCGUGGAGGCUGUGGUCAUUGACGUCACCCCAGAAUCACCAACUGUACUUGGUAUGUUAACAAGCAUGACCUCUUGCCUGAGGGCCUGCCUGACUUGUUUCACUUACACUGAGCAAAAGAGAUGAAGUGUGAUACUUGUUUAGUUUCCAUGUGUGCAUUUAAAGACAGGCGGUGGCAUGAUUUCCUGCUGCUUAAAAUUGAAGUAGAAAGUGCAAGGUGCUCUCACAGAAAAACAAAAGUAAAGAACAAAACUUGAAAGACAGCUCACCACUUAGUGAGGGUUAGUUCUCCAGCGCACUUUUUCAAAGGUUUUACUUCCUUGUCUUCCUGUCUUUUUUCAGUUGACUCUGCCAAAAAGGAUAUCGUAUUCCUUCUGGAUGGUUCUGAUGGCACAAGGAAUGGCUUCCCUGCCAUGCUUGAUUUUGUUGAGAGAGUGGUAGAGAAACUUAAUGUGGGAGAAAACAACGACCGCGUCUCUGUGGUCCAGUACGGCAGAGAUGCAGAGGUCCAUUUCUAUCUCAACACAUACACCACCAGAGAGGAUAUUGUGGAUUCAGUCAGAGGGCUGAGACACAGAGGAGGCAGACCCCUCAACACCGGGGCAGCCCUCCAGUACGUCAGGGACAAUGUCUUUACAAACUCCUCUGGGAGUAGGCGCCUGCAAGGUGUCCCACAGAUGUUGAUCCUGCUAAAUGGCGGAAGGUCUUUUGACAAUGUAGAUACACCGGCCUCUGCUCUCAAACAACAGGGCAUCUUUGUGAUUGGCAUUGGAACAAGGAGCUCUGACAUUAGAGAGCUGCAGAAGAUAUCAUAUGACCCUAGUCUGGCCCUAUCUGUGUCUGAGUUCACUGAUCUCCCCGGCAUCCAAGAACAGCUCUCCUCUGCAAUGAACACAGUGGUAGUGAGGGCCACGCCCAUGACACCAACGGUAACUGUGGAGAAAAAGCCAGUGGGAAGGGAUGUUGUGUUCUUGUUGGAUGGCUCUGAUGGUACUAGAAGUGGAUUCCCAGCUAUGCGAGACUUUGUCCAAAGAGUAGUAGAGACACUGAGCGUGGAUGACAACAAAGACCGCGUCUCAGUGGUUCAGUACAGCAGAGAUCCAGCUGUCCAGUUCUAUCUGAACACGUACACCACAAAGGGAGAGAUCCUCGACACUGUCAGAGGUUUGAGGCACAAAGGCGGAAGACCGCUCAAUACUGGAGCAGCUCUCCAGUACUUGAGGGACAAUGUCUUCACGGCCUCUGCAGGAAGCAGGCGCUUGGAAGGAGUUCCACAGGUCCUGAUAUUGCUAUGUGGUGGAAAGUCUUUUGACAGUGUUGAUGCACCAGCCUCUGCCCUCAAACAGCUGGGUGUGUUGAUCUUUGCAAUUGGAACCAGGAGCUCGGAUAGUAGAGAGCUGCAGAAUAUAUCCCACGAUCCCAGUACCGCUCUAUCUGUGUCUGAAUUCACUGACCUGCCCAGUGUCCAACAGCAGCUCCAGUCCUCCGUGGAGGCUGUGGUCAUUGACGUCACCCCAGAAUCACCAACUGUACUUGGUAUGUUAACAAGCAUGACCUCUUGCCUGAGGGCCUGCCUGACUUGUUUCACUUACACUGAGCAAAAGAGAUGAAGUGUGAUACUUGUUUAGUUUCCAUGUGUGCAUUUAAAGACAGGCGGUGGCAUGAUUUCCUGCUGCUUAAAAUUGAAGUAGAAAGUGCAAGGUGCUCUCACAGAAAAACAAAAGUAAAGAACAAAACUUGAAAGACAGCUCACCACUUAGUGAGGGUUAGUUCUCCAGCGCACUUUUUCAAAGGUUUUACUUCCUUGUCUUCCUGUCUUUUUUCAGUUGACUCUGCCAAAAAGGAUAUCGUAUUCCUUCUGGAUGGUUCUGAUGGCACAAGGAAUGGCUUCCCUGCCAUGCUUGAUUUUGUUGAGAGAGUGGUAGAGAAACUUAAUGUGGG